This is a messenger RNA of Cyanistes caeruleus (blue tit), 1441 nucleotides long. Lineage: Eukaryota; Metazoa; Chordata; Aves; Passeriformes; Paridae. The record is from RefSeq and is a predicted model, not a curated record.
CAUGGACACAACCACCCCCACCCUGACCAUGACCCCCACCCCAUCUUCCACCCCAACUGUCCCCACCAUCACCACCAGCAGCAGCAUUACCACCAGCGCAACCACCAUGACAACCACGGUCACGAGUCCAGGUCAGUGCCAGAACGGUGGCACCUGGGACGGUGGCAAGUGUUUGUGUCCCGAGGGCUUCCAAGGUGACUUCUGCGAGGAUCCCAUCUGCCAGAAUGGGGGCACCUGGGACAGCGGCCUCUGCCAGUGCACCAAGAACUUCCGAGGGGACAGGUGCCAGUUCAUCAAGGACAUCGUGGACAUCAGCAACGAGCCAGUGAUGAUGAACGCCACGGUGGAGAUGAAGACCAAAAUCGUCAACAGGAAUUUGACUGAUGAAUUCAAAAAUCCAUCCUCAGAUGCUUACAAGGACUUCGAGAAAAUGUUCCAGGAGAAGAUGUUGAAGAUUUAUGGGCACAUUAAGGACUACCAAGGUGUGGUCAUCAAAAACCUGAGCUCGGGCAGCAUUGUGGUGGUCUAUGACGCCCUCCUGAAGGUCAACCCCAGCUCCAGGGUCAACGACACGCUGAAGAACAUCUCCAAGAACUUCGUCACUGCCUUCCAAAACUACACCGACUGCGAUGAGACCUGCACAGGGGACAAAUGUUCUUUCUGCUUCAACGCCGCUGCCACCGAAGUCCUCAACUACAGGCCGGAACCGUUGGAAGAAGGUCUGUGCGACACCUACGUCCAGGAGGGCUUCCAAACCUUCUACAGACCAUCCCUGACGGACACCGGCAUCGUCUGCGUCACGCCCUGCGAUGCCCGCCACGCCCACCCCCUGCCCUGCGUCCAUGGCAGCUGCUCCGUCAGCCGGGCGGGGCCGCAGUGCCAGUGUUCGGACCAGCUGAUCUUCUGGUACCAGGACAAAGCCUGCAGGUCCCGUGUCAGCAAGGUGGGCGUGGCCGUAGGGGUUCCGGUGGCCAUCUUGGUCCUGGUCACCACCAUCUUCACCGUCCUCCUGCUGAGGUCUCGGCGGCAGAAGGAACAGUACAGGGACAGGCUGAGGUCCCGCUCGGAGCUGUACAGCAGCGAAGAUGAGAACUGGGACGCAUCGCAAGGCUUCGCCGCGGGGAACCCGGCGGCCACCUGGGAAGACAUGGAGACCUCCAGCACGCCCUACAUCAACCUGGAGAUGGUGGACACCUCGAGGAUGAUGCACAUCCGGAGACCGACCGUGGUCCCACCAGUGGGGCCACCCGAGAGCCAGCGGGGACAGGACACGGGGACACGGAGACGGGCGGAGGGGGGACACAGGGACACGAGGACAUAAGGACACGGGGACACGGCGGUGAUGAGCAGCGGGAAAUCCACCGUCCUCUUCCUCCCCGCGCAGCUGUUUGCACAGAGAGCUUUUUAUAAUUAAUUAUAAUUAAAUAUAUCCUUUGUUUUA